Molecule: messenger RNA, 441 nt
Organism: Gossypium raimondii (Peruvian cotton)
Lineage: Eukaryota; Viridiplantae; Streptophyta; Magnoliopsida; Malvales; Malvaceae
Exons: 1
Coding region: 1-441 (146 amino acids)
Source: RefSeq, a predicted model, not a curated record
AUGGCAUCGAAGUUAAUAGCAAGUCACCGGGAAGGGGCUGAGAUCUACCAUGGAACUACUCUUUGCAAGCAAAAAACGCAAGAGCUCCUCGACCACUUCCAUCUCCCUAAAGGGUUGAUGCCUUUGAGCCACAUCAAUGAGUUCGGCUACAAUAAGAUCACAGGGUUCAUUUGGUUGAAUCAGGAGAAGACCGUCAAGUAUUUGUUCAAGGAGCUUGGGCUCUCGUCUUAUGGUGCUGAAAUUACAGCGUUUAUCGGAGAUCGUCAGUUGAAGAAGUUGACUGGUGUUAAAAGCAAAGAGAUGAUGAUUUGGAUUACUGUCUCUGAUAUUUCUGUGGAUGAUACUAAAGUUCCUAGCAAAAUCUGUUUUGCUAAUUCGAUGGGCCUGUCAAAGAGCUAUCCGGUGAUAGCAGUUGAAGAUGAGCCAAAAGAGAUGAAAUGA